UCCCUGAGUCCCUUGACCCAUUCCCUCAGUCCCUUGACCCAUUCCCUCACUCCCUUGACCCAUUCCCUCAGUCCCUUGACCCAUUCCCUCAGUCCCUUGACCCAUUCCCUCAGUCCCUUGACCCAUUCCCUCAGUCCCCUGACCCAUUCCCUCAGUCCCCUGAGACAUUCCCUCAGUCCCUUGACCCAUUCCCUCAGUCCCUUGACCCAUUCCCUGAGUCCCUUGACCCAUUCCCUGAGUCCCUUGACCCAUUCCCUCAGUCCCCUGACCCAUUCCCUCAGUCCCCUGAGACAUUCCCUCAGUCCCUUGACCCAUUCCCUCAGUCCCUUGACCCAUUCCCUCAGUCCCUUCACCCAUUCCCUCAGUCCUUUGACCCAUUCCCUCAGUCCCUUGACCCAUUCCCUCAGUCCCUUGACCCAUUCCCUCAGUCCCCUGACCCAUUCCCUCAGUCCCCUGAGACAUUCCCUCAGUCCCUUGACCCAUUCCCUCAGUCCCUUGACCCAUUCCCUGAGUCCCUUGACCCAUUCCCUCAGUCCCUUGACCCAUUCCCUCAGUCCCUUGACCCAUUCCCUGAGUCCCUUGACCCAUUCCCUCAGUCCCUUGACCCAUCCCCUCACUCCCUUGACCCAUUCCCUCAGUCCCUUGACCCAUUCCCUCAGUCCCUUGACCCAUUGCCUCAGUCCCUUGACCCAUUCCCUCAGUCCCUUGACCCAUUCCCUCAGUCCCUUGACCCAUUCCCUCAGUCCCCUGAGACAUUCCCUCAGUCCCUUGACCCAUUCCCUCAGUCCCUUGACCCAUUCCCUGAGUCCCUUGACCCAUUCCCUCAGUCCCUUGACCCAUUCCCUCACUCCCUUGACCCAUUCCCUCACUCCCUUGACCCAUUCCCUCAGUCCCUUGACCCACUCCCUCAGUCCCUUGACCCAUCCCCUCACUCCCUUGACCCAUUCCCUCAGUCCCUUGACCCAUUCCCUCAGUCCCUUGACCCAUUGCCUCAGUCCCUUGACCCAUUCCCUCAGUCCCUUGACCCAUUCCCUGAGUCCCUUGACCCAUUCCCUCAGUCCCUUGACCCAUUCCCUCACUCCCUUGACCCAUUCCCUCACUCCCUUGACCCAUUCCCUCAGUCCCUUGACCCACUCCCUCAGUCCCUUGACCCAUCCCCUCACUCCCUUGACCCAUUCCCUCAGUCCCUUGACCCAUUCCCUCAGUCCCUUGACCCAUUCCCUCAGUCCCUUGACCCAUUCCCUCAGUCCCUUGACCCAUUCCCUCAGUCCCUUGACCCAUUGCCUCAGUCCCUUGACCCAUUCCCUCAGUCCCUUGACCCAUUCCCUCAGUCCCUUGACCCAUUCCCUCAGUCCUUUGACCCAUUCCCUGAGUCCCUUGACCCAUUCCCUCAGUCCCUUGACCCAUUCCCUCAGUCCCUUGACCCUUUCCCUGAGUCCCUUGACCCAUUCCCUGAGUCCCUUGACCCAUUCCCUGAGUCCCUUGACCCAUUCCCUCAGUCCCUUGACCCAUUGCCUCAGUCCCUUGACCCAUUCCCUCAGUCCCUUGACCCAUUCCCUGAGUCCCUUGACCCAUUCCCUCAGUCCCUUGACCCUUUCCCUGAGUCCCUUGACCCAUUCCCUGAGUCCCUUGACCCAUUCCCUCAGUCCCUUGACCCAUUGCCUCAGUCCCUUGACCCAUUCCCUCAGUCCCUUGACCCAUUCCCUCAGUCCCUUGACCCAUUCCCUCAGUCCUUUGACCCAUUCCCUGAGUCCCUUGACCCAUUCCCUCAGUCCCUUGACCCAUUCCCUCAGUCCCUUGACCCAUUCCCUCAGUCCCUUGACCCUUUCCCUGAGUCCCUUGACCCAUUCCCUGAGUCCCUUGACCCAUUCCCUCAGUCCCUUGACCCAUUCCCUCACUCCCUUGACCCAUUCCCUCAGUCCCUUGACCCAUUCCCUGAGUCCCUUGACCCAUUCCCUCAGUCCCUUGACCCAUUCCCUCAGUCCCUUGACCCAUUCCCUCAGUCCCUUCACCCAUUCCCUCAGUCCCUUGACCCAUUCCCUCAGUCCUUUGACCCAUUCCCUGAGUCCCUUGACCCAUUCCCUCAGUCCCUUGACCCAUUCCCUCAGUCCCUUGACCCUUUCCCUGAGUCCCUUGACCCAUUCCCUGAGUCCCUUGACCCAUUCCCUCAGUCCCUUGACCCAUUCCCUCACUCCCUUGACCCAUUCCCUCAGUCCCUUGACCCAUUCCCUCAGUCCCUUGACCCAUUCCCUCACUCCCUUUACCCAUUCCCUCAGUCCCUUGACCCAUUCCCUCAGUCCCUUGACCCAUUCCCUCAGUCCCUUGACCCUUUCCCUGAGUCCCUUGACCCAUUCCCUGAGUCCCUUGACCCAUUCCCUCAGUCCCUUGACCCAUUCCCUCAGUCCCUUGACCCAUUCCCUCAGUCCCUUCACCCAUUCCCUCAGUCCCUUGACCCAUUCCCUCAGUCCCUUGACCCAUUCCCUCAGUCCCUUCACCCAUUCCCUCAGUCCCUUGACCCAUUGCCUCAGUCCCUUGACCCAUUCCCUCAGUCCCUUGACCCAUUCCCUCACUCCCUUGACCCAUUCCCUCAGUCCCUUGACCCAUUCCCUCAGUCCCUUGACCCAUUCCCUGAGUCCCUUGACCCAUUCCCUCACUCCCUUGACCCAUUCCCUGAGUCCCUUGACCCAUUCCCUCAGUCCCUUGACCCAUUCCCUCAGUCCCUUGACCCAUCCCCUCACUCCCUUGACCCAUUCCCUCAGUCCCUUGACCCAUUCCCUCAGUCCCUUGACCCAUUCCCUGAGUCCCUUGACCCAUUCCCUCAGUCCCUUGACCCAUUCCCUGAGUCCCUUGACCCAUUCCCUCAGUCCCUUGACCCAUUCCCUCAGUCCCUUGACCCAUCCCCUCACUCCCUUGACCCAUUCCCUCAGUCCCUUGACCCAUUGCCUCAGUCCCUUGACCCAUUCCCUCAGUCCCUUGACCCAUUCCCUCAGUCCCUUGACCCAUUCCCUCAGUCCCUUGACCCAUUCCCUCAGUCCCUUGACCCAUUCCCUCAGUCCCUUGACCCAUUCCCUCAGUCCCUUGACCCUUUCCCUGAGUCCCUUGACCCAUUCCCUGAGUCCCUUGACCCAUUCCCUCAGUCCCUUGACCCAUUCCCUCAGUCCCUUGACCCAUUCCCUCAGUCCCUUGACCCAUUGCCUCAGUCCCUUGACCCAUUCCCUGAGUCCCUUGACCCAUUCCCUCAGUCCCUUGACCCAUUCCCUCACUCCCUUGACCCAUUCCCUCAGUCCCUUGACCCAUUCCCUCAGUCCCUUGACCCAUUCCCUCACUCCCUUGACCCAUUCCCUCAGUCCCUUGACCCAUUCCCUGAGUCCCUUGACCCAUUCCCUCAGUCCCUUGACCCAUUCCCUCACUCCCUUGACCCAUUCCCUCAGUCCCUUGACCCAUUCCCUCAGUCCCUUGACCCAUUCCCUCACUCCCUUGACCCAUUCCCUCAGUCCCUUGACCCAUUCCCUCAGUCCCUUGACCCAUUCCCUCACUCCCUUGACCCAUUCCCUCAGUCCCUUGACCCAUUCCCUGAGUCCCUUUACCCAUUCCCUCAGUCCCUUGACCCAUUCCCUCAGUCCCUUGACCCUUUCCCUGAGUCCCUUGACCCAUUCCCUGAGUCCCUUGACCCAUUCCCUCAGUCCCUUGACCCAUUCCCUCAGUCCCUUGACCCAUUCCCUCAGUCCCUUCACCCAUUCCCUCAGUCCUUUGACCCAUUCCCUCAGUCCCUUGACCCAUUCCCUCAGUCCCUUCACCCAUUCCCUCAGUCCUUUGACCCAUUCCCUCAGUCCCUUGACCCAUUCCCUGAGUCCCUUGACCCAUUCCCUCAGUCCCUUGACCCAUUGCCUCAGUCCCUUGACCCAUUCCCUCAGUCCCUUGACCCAUUCCCUCAGUCCCCUGACCCAUUCCCUCAGUCCCCUGAGACAUUCCCUCAGUCCCUUGACUCAUUCCCUCAGUCCCUUGACCCAUUCCCUGAGUCCCUUGACCCAUUCCCUCACUCCCUUGACCCAUUCCCUCAGUCCCUAGACCCAUUCCCUCAGUCCCUUGACCCAUUGCCUCAGUCCCUUGACCCAUUCCCUCAGUCCCUUGACCCUUUCCCUCAGUCCCUUGACCCAUUGCCUCAGUCCCCUGACCCAUUCCCUCAGUCCCCUGAGACAUUCCCUCAGUCCCUUGACUCAUUCCCUCAGUCCCUUGACCCAUUCCCUGAGUCCCUUGACCCAUUCCCUCACUCCCUUGACCCAUUCCCUCAGUCCCUAGACCCAUUCCCUCAGUCCCUUGACCCAUUCCCUCAGUCCCUUGACCCAUUCCCUCAGUCCCUUGACCCUUUCCCUCAGUCCCUUCACCCAUUCCCUCAGUCCCUUCACCCAUUCCUUCAGUCCCUUGACCCAUUCCCUCAGUCCCCUGACCCAUUCCCUCAGUCCCCUGAGACAUUCCCUCAGUCCCUUGACUCAUUCCCUCAGUCCCUUGACCCAUUCCCUGAGUCCCUUGACCCAUUCCCUCAGUCCCUUGACCCAUCCCCUCACUCCCUUGACCCAUUCCCUCAGUCCCUAGACCCAUUCCCUCAGUCCCUUGACCCAUUGCCUCAGUCCCUUGACCCAUUCCCUCAGUCCCUUGACCCAUUCCCUCAGUCCCCUGACCCAUUCCCUCAGUCCCCUGAGACAUUCCCUCAGUCCCUUGACUCAUUCCCUCAGUCCCUUGACCCAUUCCCUGAGUCCCUUGACCCAUUCCCUCAGUCCCUUGACCCAUCCCCUCACUCCCUUGACCCAUUCCCUCAGUCCCUAGACCCAUUCCCUCAGUCCCUUGACCCAUUGCCUCAGUCCCUUGACCCAUUCCCUCAGUCCCUUGACCCAUUCCCUCAGUCCCUUGACCCAUUCCCUGAGUCCCUUGACCCAUUCCCUCAGUCCCUUGACCCAUUGCCUCAGUCCCUUGACCCAUUCCCUCAGUCCCUUGACCCAUUCCCUCAGUCCCUUCACCUAUUCCCUCAGUCCCUUGACCCAUUCCCUCAGUCCCUUGACCCUUUCCCUGAGUCCCUUGACCCAUUCCCUCAGUCCCUUGACCCAUUCCCUCAGUCCCUUGACCCAUUCCCUGAGUCCCUUGACCCAUUCCCUCAGUCCCUUGACCCAUUCCCUCAGUCCCUUGACCCAUUGCCUCAGUCCCUUGACCCAUUCCCUCAGUCCCUUGACCCAUUCCCUCAGUCCCUUCACCUAUUCCCUCAGUCCCUUGACCCAUUCCCUCAGUCCCUUCACCUAUUCCCUCAGUCCCUUGACCCAUUCCCUCAGUCCCUUGACCCAUUCCCUCAGUCCCUUGACCCAUUCCCUCAGUCCCUUCACCCAUUCCCUCAGUCCCUUGACCCUUUCCCUGAGUCCCUUGACCCAUUCCCUCAGUCCCUUGACCCAUUCCCUCAGUCCCUUGACCCAUUCCCUCAGUCCCCUGACCCAUUCUCUCAGUCCCUUGACCCAUUCCCUCAGUCCCCUGAGACAUUCCCUCAGUCCCUUGACCCAUUCCCUGAGUCCCUUGACCCAUUCCCUCAGUCCCUUGACCCAUUCCCUCACUCCCUUGACCCAUUCCCUGAGUCCCUUGACCCAUUCCCUCAGUCCUUUGACCCAUUCCCUCAGUCCCUUGACCCAUUCCCUCAGUCCCUUGACCCAUUCCCUCACUCCCUUGACCCAUUCCCUCAGUCCCUUGACCCAUUCCCUCAGUCCCUUGACCCAUUCCCUCAGUCCCUUGACCCAUUCCCUCAGUCCCUUGACCCAUUCCCUGAGUCCCUUGACCCAUUCCCUCAGUCCCUUCACCCAUUCCCUCAGUCCCUUCACCCAUUCCCUCAGUCCCUUGACCCAUUCCCUGAGUCCCUUGACCCAUUCCCUCAGUCCCUUGACCCAUUCCCUGAGUCCCUUGACCCAUUCCCUGAGUCCCUUGACCCAUUCCCUCAGUCCCUUGACCCAUCCCCUCACUCCCUUGACCCAUUCCCUCAGUCCCUUGACCCAUUCCCUCAGUCCUUUGACCCAUUCCCUCACUCCCUUGACCCAUUCCCUCAGUCCCUUGACCCAUUCCCUCAGUCCCUUGACCCAUUCCCUCAGUCCCUUGACCCAUUCCCUGAGUCCCUUGACCCACUCCCUCAGUCCCUUGACCCAUCCCCUCACUCCCUUGACCCAUUCCCUCAGUCCCUUGACCCAUUCCCUCAGUCCCUUGACCCAUUCCCUCAGUCCCUUGACCCAUUCCCUCAGUCCCUUGACCCUUUCCCUGAGUCCCUUGACCCAUUCCCUCAGUCCCUUGACCCUUUCCCUGAGUCCCUUGACCCAUUCCCUCAGUCCCUUGACCCAUUCCCUCAGUCCUUUGACCCAUUCCCUCAGUCCCUUCACCCAUUCCCUCAGUCCCUUGACCCAUUCCCUCAGUCCCUUCACCCAUUCCCUCAGUCCCUUGACCCAUUCCCUGAGUCCCUUGACCCAUUCCCUCAGUCCCUUGACCCAUUCCCUCAGUCCCUUCACCCAUUCCCUCAGUCCCUUGACCCAUUCCCUCAGUCCCUUGACCCAUUGCCUCAGUCCCAUGACCCAUUCCCUCAGUCCCUUGACCCAUUCCCUCAGUCCCUUGACCCAUUCCCUCAGUCCCUUGACCCAUUCCCUCAGUCCCUUGACCCAUUCCUUGAGUCCCUUGACCCACUCCCUCAGUCCCUUGACCCAUCCCCUCACUCCCUUGACCCAUUCCCUCAGUCCCUUGACCCAUUCCCUCAGUCCCUUGACCCAUUCCCUCAGUCCCUUCACCUAUUCCCUCAGUCCCUUGACCCAUUCCCUCAGUCCCUUCACCUAUUCCCUCAGUCCCUUGACCCAUUCCCUCAGUCCCUUGACCCUUUCCCUGAGUCCCUUGACCCAUUCCCUCAGUCCCUUGACCCAUUCCCUCAGUCCCUUGACCCAUUCCCUGAGUCCCUUGACCCAUUCCCUCAGUCCCUUGACCCAUUCCCUCAGUCCCUUGACCCAUUGCCUCAGUCCCUUGACCCAUUCCCUCAGUCCCUUGACCCAUUCCCUCAGUCCCUUCACCUAUUCCCUCAGUCCCUUGACCCAUUCCCUCAGUCCCUUCACCUAUUCCCUCAGUCCCUUGACCCAUUCCCUCAGUCCCUUGACCCAUUCCCUCAGUCCCUUGACCCAUUCCCUCAGUCCCUUCACCCAUUCCCUCAGUCCCUUGACCCUUUCCCUGAGUCCCUUGACCCAUUCCCUCAGUCCCUUGACCCAUUCCCUCAGUCCCUUGACCCAUUCCCUCAGUCCCUUGACCCAUUCCCUCAGUCCCCUGACCCAUUCUCUCAGUCCCUUGACCCAUUCCCUCAGUCCCCUGACCCAUUCUCUCAGUCCCUUGACCCAUUCCCUCAGUCCCUUGACCCAUUCCCUCACUCCCUUGACCCAUUCCCUGAGUCCCUUGACCCAUUCCCUCAGUCCUUUGACCCAUUCCCUCAGUCCCUUGACCCAUUCCCUCAGUCCCUUGACCCAUUCCCUCACUCCCUUGACCCAUUCCCUCAGUCCCUUGACCCAUUCCCUCAGUCCCUUGACCCAUUCCCUCAGUCCCUUGACCCAUUCCCUCAGUCCCUUGACCCAUUCCCUGAGUCCCUUGACCCAUUCCCUCAGUCCCUUCACCCAUUCCCUCAGUCCCUUGACCCAUUCCCUCAGUCCCUUGACCCAUUCCCUGAGUCCCUUGACCCAUUCCCUCAGUCCCUUGACCCAUUCCCUCAGUCCCUUGACCCAUUCCCUCAGUCCCUUGACCCAUUCCCUGAGUCCCUUGACCCAUUCCCUCAGUCCCUUGACCCAUCCCCUCACUCCCUUGACCCAUUCCCUCAGUCCCUUGACCCAUUCCCUCAGUCCUUUGACCCAUUCCCUCACUCCCUUGACCCAUUCCCUCAGUCCCUUGACCCAUUCCCUCAGUCCCUUGACCCAUUCCCUCAGUCCCUUGACCCAUUCCCUGAGUCCCUUGACCCACUCCCUCAGUCCCUUGACCCAUCCCCUCACUCCCUUGACCCAUUCCCUCAGUCCCUUGACCCAUUCCCUCAGUCCCUUGACCCAUUCCCUCAGUCCCUUGACCCAUUCCCUCAGUCCCUUGACCCAUUCCCUCAGUCCCUUGACCCAUUCCCUCAGUCCCUUGACCCUUUCCCUGAGUCCCUUGACCCAUUCCCUCAGUCCCUUGACCCAUUCCCUCAGUCCUUUGACCCAUUCCCUCAGUCCCUUGACCCAUUCCCUCAGUCCCUUGACCCAUCCCCUCACUCCCUUGACCCAUUCCCUCAGUCCCUUGACCCAUUGCCUCAGUCCCUUGACCCAUUCCCUCAGUCCCUUGACCCAUUCCCUCAGUCCCUUCACCUAUUCCCUCAGUCCCUUGACCCAUUCCCUCAGUCCCUUCACCUAUUCCCUCAGUCCCUUGACCCAUUCCCUCAGUCCCUUGACCCAUUCCCUCAGUCCCUUGACCCAUUCCCUCAGUCCCUUCACCCAUUCCCUCAGUCCCUUGACCCUUUCCCUGAGUCCCUUGACCCAUUCCCUCAGUCCCUUGACCCAUUCCCUCAGUCCCUUGACCCAUUCCCUCAGUCCCUUGACCCAUUCCCUCAGUCCCCUGACCCAUUCUCUCAGUCCCUUGACCCAUUCCCUCAGUCCCCUGAGACAUUCCCUCAGUCCCUUGACCCAUUCCCUCAGUCCCUUGACCCAUUCCCUCACUCCCUUGACCCAUUCCCUGAGUCCCUUGACCCAUUCCCUCAGUCCUUUGACCCAUUCCCUCAGUCCCUUGACCCAUUCCCUCAGUCCCUUGACCCAUUCCCUCACUCCCUUGACCCAUUCCCUCAGUCCCUUGACCCAUUCCCUCAGUCCCUUGACCCAUUCCCUCAGUCCCUUGACCCAUUCCCUCAGUCCCUUGACCCAUUCCCUGAGUCCCUUGACCCAUUCCCUCAGUCCCUUCACCCAUUCCCUCAGUCCCUUCACCCAUUCCCUCAGUCCCUUGACCCAUUCCCUGAGUCCCUUGACCCAUUCCCUCAGUCCCUUGACCCAUUCCCUCAGUCCCUUGACCCAUUCCCUCAGUCCCUUGACCCAUUCCCUCAGUCCCUUGACCCAUUCCCUCAGUCCCUUGACCCAUUCCCUCAGUCCCUUGACCCAUCCCCUCACUCCCUUGACCCAUUCCCUCAGUCCCUUGACCCAUUCCCUCAGUCCUUUGACCCAUUCCCUCACUCCCUUGACCCAUUCCCUCAGUCCCUUGACCCAUUCCCUCAGUCCCUUGACCCAUUCCCUCAGUCCCUUGACCCAUUCCCUGAGUCCCUUGACCCACUCCCUCAGUCCCUUGACCCAUCCCCUCACUCCCUUGACCCAUUCCCUCAGUCCCUUGACCCAUUCCCUCAGUCCCUUGACCCAUUCCCUCAGUCCCUUGACCCAUUCCCUCAGUCCCUUGACCCAUUCCCUCAGUCCCUUGACCCAUUCCCUCAGUCCCUUGACCCUUUCCCUGAGUCCCUUGACCCAUUCCCUCAGUCCCUUGACCCAUUCCCUCAGUCCUUUGACCCAUUCCCUCAGUCCCUUGACCCAUUCCCUCAGUCCCUUGACCCAUUCCCUGAGUCCCUUGACCCAUUCCCUCAGUCCCUUCACCCAUUCCCUCAGUCCCUUCACCCAUUCCCUCAGUCCCUUGACCCAUUCCCUGAGUCCCUUGACCCAUUCCCUCAGUCCCUUGACCCAUUCCCUCAGUCCCUUGACCCAUUCCCUCAGUCCCUUGACCCAUUCCCUCAGUCCCUUGACCCAUUCCCUGAGUCCCUUGACCCAUUCCCUCAGUCCCUUGACCCAUCCCCUCACUCCCUUGACCCAUUCCCUCAGUCCCUUGACCCAUUCCCUCAGUCCUUUGACCCAUUCCCUCACUCCCUUGACCCAUUCCCUCAGUCCCUUGACCCAUUCCCUCAGUCCCUUGACCCAUUCCCUCAGUCCCUUGACCCAUUCCCUGAGUCCCUUGACCCACUCCCUCAGUCCCUUGACCCAUCCCCUCACUCCCUUGACCCAUUCCCUCAGUCCCUUGACCCAUUCCCUCAGUCCCUUGACCCAUUCCCUCAGUCCCUUGACCCAUUCCCUCAGUCCCUUGACCCAUUCCCUCAGUCCCCUGACCCAUUCUCUCAGUCCCUUGACCCAUUCCCUCAGUCCCCUGAGACAUUCCCUCAGUCCCUUGACCCAUUCCCUGAGUCCCUUGACCCAUUCCCUCAGUCCCUUGACCCAUUCCCUCACUCCCUUGACCCAUUCCCUGAGUCCCUUGACCCAUUCCCUCAGUCCUUUGACCCAUUCCCUCAGUCCCUUGACCCAUUCCCUGAGUCCCUUGACCCAUUCCCUCAGUCCCUUGACCCAUUCCCUCAGUCCCUUGACCCAUUCCCUCAGUCCCUUCACCCAUUCCCUCAGUCCCUUGACCCAUUCCCUCAGUCCCUUGACCCAUUCCCCUCAUCCCUUCACCUAUUCCCUCAGUCCCUUGACCCAUCCCCUCACUCCCUUGACCCAUUCCCUCAGUCCCUUGACCCAUUCCCUCAGUCCCUUGACCCAUUCCCUCAGUCCCUUGACCCAUUCCCUCAGUCCCUUGACCCAUUCCCUCAGUCCCUUGACCCAUUCCCUCAGUCCCUUGACCCAUUCCCUCAGUCCCUUGACCCAUUCCCUCAGUCCCCUGACCCAUUCCCUCAGUCCCCUGACCCAUUCCCUCAGUCCCUUGACCCAUUCCCUCAGUCCCUUGACCCAUUCCCUCAGUCCCUUGACCCAUUCCCUCAGUCCCUUGAUCCAUUCCCUCAGUCCCUUGACCCAUUCCCUCAGUCCCUUGACCCAUUCCCUCAGUCCCUUGACCCAUUCCCUCAGUCCCUUGACCCAUUCCCUCAGUCCCUUGACCCAUUCCCUCAGUCCCUUGACCCAUUCCCUCAGUCCCCUGACCCAUUCCCUCAGUCCCCUGACCCAUUCCCUCAGUCCCCUGACCCAUUCCCUCAGUCCCUUGACCCAUCCCCUCACUCCCUUGACCCAUUCCCUCAGUCCCUUGAUCCAUUCCCUCAGUCCCUUGACCCAUUCCCUCAGUCCCUUGACCCAUUCCCUCAGUCCCUUGACCCAUUCCCUCAGUCCCUUGACCCAUUCCCUCAGUCCCUUGACCCAUUCCCUCAGUCCCCUGACCCAUUCCCUCAGUCCCCUGACCCAUUCCCUCAGUCCCUUGACCCAUUCCCUCAGUCCCUUGACCCAUUCCCUCAGUCCCUUGAUCCAUUCCCUCAGUCCCUUGACCCAUUCCCUCAGUCCCUUGACCCAUUCCCUCAGUCCCUUGACCCAUUCCCUCACUCCCUUGACCCAUUCCCUCAGUCCCUUGACCCAUUCCCUCAGUCCCUUGACCCAUUCCCUCAGUCCCUUGACCCAUUCCCUCAGUCCCUUGACCCAUUCCCUGAGUCCCUUGACCCAUUCCCUCAGUCCCUUCACCCAUUCCCUCAGUCCCUUCACCCAUUCCCUCAGUCCCUUGACCCAUUCCCUGAGUCCCUUGACCCAUUCCCUCAGUCCCUUGACCCAUUCCCUCAGUCCCUUGACCCAUUCCCUCAGUCCCUUGACCCAUUCCCUCAGUCCCUUGACCCAUUCCCUGAGUCCCUUGACCCAUUCCCUCAGUCCCUUGACCCAUCCCCUCACUCCCUUGACCCAUUCCCUCAGUCCCUUGACCCAUUCCCUCAGUCCUUUGACCCAUUCCCUCACUCCCUUGACCCAUUCCCUCAGUCCCUUGACCCAUUCCCUCAGUCCCUUGACCCAUUCCCUCAGUCCCUUGACCCACUCCCUCAGUCCCUUGACCCAUCCCCUCACUCCCUUGACCCAUUCCCUCAGUCCCUUGACCCAUUCCCUCAGUCCCUUGACCCAUUCCCUCAGUCCCUUGACCCAUUCCCUCAGUCCCUUGACCCAUUCCCUCAGUCCCUUGACCCAUUCCCUCAGUCCCUUGACCCUUUCCCUGAGUCCCUUGACCCAUUCCCUCAGUCCCUUGACCCUUUCCCUGAGUCCCUUGACCCAUUCCCUCAGUCCCUUGACCCAUUCCCUCAGUCCUUUGACCCAUUCCCUCAGUCCCUUCACCCAUUCCCUCAGUCCCUUGACCCAUUCCCUCAGUCCCUUCACCCAUUCCCUCAGUCCCUUGACCCAUUCCCUCAGUCCCUUGACCCAUUCCCUGAGUCCCUUGACCCAUUCCCUCAGUCCCUUGACCCAUUCCCUCAGUCCCUUGACCCAUUCCCUCAGUCCCUUCACCCAUUCCCUCAGUCCCUUGACCCAUUCCCUCAGUCCCUUGACCCAUUCCCUCAGUCCCUUGACCCAUUGCCUCAGUCCCUUGACCCAUUCCCUCAGUCCCUUGACCCAUUCCCUCAGUCCCUUCACCUAUUCCCUCAGUCCCUUCACCCAUUCCCUCAGUCCCUUGACCCAUUCCCUCAGUCCCUUGACCCAUCCCCUCACUCCCUUGACCCAUUCCCUCAGUCCCUUGACCCAUUCCCUCAGUCCCUUGACCCAUUCCCUCAGUCCCUUGACCCAUUCCCUCAGUCCCUUGACCCAUUCCCUCAGUCCCUUGACCCAUUCCCUCAGUCCCUUGACCCAUUCCCUCAGUCCCUUGACCCAUUCCCUCAGUCCCCUGACCCAUUCCCUCAGUCCCCUGACCCAUUCCCUCAGUCCCUUGACCCAUUCCCUCAGUCCCUUGACCCAUUCCCUCAGUCCCUUGACCCAUUCCCUCAGUCCCUUGACCCAUUCCCUCAGUCCCUUGACCCAUUCCCUCAGUCCCUUGACCCAUUCCCUCAGUCCCUUGACCCAUUCCCUCAGUCCCUUGACCCAUUCCCUCAGUCCCUUGACCCAUUCCCUCAGUCCCUUGACCCAUUCCCUCAUCCCUUGACCCAUUCCCCUCAGUCCCUUGACCCAUUCCCUCAGUCCCUUGACCCAUUCCCUCAGUCCCUUGACCCAUUCCCUCAGUCCCUUGACCCAUUCCCUCAGUCCCUUGACCCAUUCCCUCAUCCCCUUGACCCAUUCCCUCAGUCCCUUGACCCAUUCCCUCAGUCCCUUGACCCAUUCCCUCAGUCCCUUGACCCAUUCCCUCAGUCCCCUGACCCAUUCCCUCAGUCCCUUGACCCAUUCCCUCAGUCCCUUGACCCAUUCCCUCAGUCCCUUGACCCAUUCCCUCAGUCCCUUGACCCAUUCCCUCAGUCCCUUGACCCAUUCCCUCAGUCCCUUGACCCAUUCCCUCAGUCCCCUGACCCAUUCCCUCAGUCCCUUGACCCAUUCCCUCAGUCCCUUGACCCAUUCCCUCAGUCCCUUGACCCAUUCCCUCAGUCCCUUGACCCAUUCCCUCAGUCCCCUGACCCAUUCCCUCAGUCCCCUGACCCAUUCCCUCAGUCCCCUGACCCAUUCCCUCAGUCCCCUGACCCAUUCCCUCAGUCCCUUGACCCAUCCCCUCACUCCCUUGACCCAUUCCCUCAGUCCCUUGACCCAUUCCCUCAGUCCCUUGACCCAUUCCCUCAGUCCCUUGACCCAUUCCCUCAGUCCCUUGACCCAUUCCCUCAGUCCCUUGACCCAUUCCCUCAGUCCCUUGACCCAUUCCCUCAGUCCCUUGACCCAUUCCCUCAGUCCCUUGACCCAUUCCCUCAGUCCCUUGACCCAUUCCCUCAGUCCCUUGACCCAUUCCCUCAGUCCCUUGACCCAUUCCCUCAGUCCCUUGACCCAUUCCCUCAGUCCCCUGACCCAUUCCCUCAGUCCCCUGACCCAUUCCCUCAGUCCCCUGACCCAUUCCCUCAGUCCCCUGACCCAUUCCCUCAGUCCCUUGACCCAUUCCCUCAGUCCCUUGACCCAUUCCCUCAGUCCCUUGACCCAUUCCCUCAGUCCCUUGACCCAUUCCCUCAGUCCCUUGACCCAUUCCCUCAGUCCCUUGACCCAUUCCCUCAGUCCCCUGACCCAUUCCCUCAGUCCCCUGACCCAUUCCCUCAGUCCCCUGACCCAUUCCCUCAGUCCCUUGACCCAUUCCCUCAGUCCCUUGACCCAUUCCCUCAGUCCCUUGACCCAUUCCCUCAGUCCCUUGACCCAUUCCCUCAGUCCCUUGACCCAUUCCCUCAGUCCCUUGACCCAUUCCCUCAGUCCCUUGACCCAUUCCCUCAGUCCCUUGACCCAUUCCCUCAGUCCCUUGACCCAUUCCCUCAGUCCCUUGACCCAUUCCCUCAGUCCCUUGACCCAUUCCCUCAGUCCCUUGACCCAUUCCCUCAGUCCCCUGACCCAUUCCCUCAGUCCCCUGACCCAUUCCCUCAGUCCCCUGACCCAUUCCCUCAGUCCCCUGACCCAUUCCCUCAGUCCCCUGACACAUUCCCUCAGUCCCUUGACACAUUCCUUCAAUCCCCUGACCCAUUCCCUCAGUCCCCUGACCCAUUCCCUCAGUUCCUUGACCCCUCAUGGACUGUCUUUUCCCCGUCUCUGGGUGUGUCUGUAGCAGCCAACCAGUGGCUCUCUUCUUUCGUCCCUCUGUUCCCCACUGCCGCCCUUCUCCCCUCACCCAUCCCCCUGCUGUGCACAGUGGAGCCAGUAAACUUUUGUUCCCCGCCAGCUCCGCACCGCACCUGCUUCUCUUGA
This is a messenger RNA of Closterium sp. Naga37s-1, 14606 nucleotides long. The record is from the annotation of a GenBank genome assembly. NCBI's taxonomy places the organism in Eukaryota, Viridiplantae, Streptophyta, Zygnematophyceae, Desmidiales, Closteriaceae.